AUGAUGAAUAAGUCAUUACAUGCAAAGUGGAUUUGGAGGUAUGGAAAUGAGAGAAAAGCUCUUUGGAGGAAAGUGGUGAGGUACAAAUUUGGUGGCAAUAAAAAAGAUUUCUUACCAAAUUCAACUAGCAAGUCAGUGGGUAAGAGUUUGUGGGCCGACAUUUUGAAGUGUAGAAGUCAUGUGGAGCAAAACUGUAAUAUGCAGGUGAAUAGUGGGGAUAUAGUGCUUUUCUGGAAGGAUGUAUGGUUGAAUGGACAGUAUCUCCAAGUUUUGUUUCCAAAUCUGUAUAGCUUGAGCAGAUUACAAGAUGCUACUAUUCAGGAGGUUUUGAAUGUAAAUGCAGGAAACAGCUGGAAUUUUGCAUUUUGCAGGAUUUUGAAGGAAGUAGAAGUUGAAGAUGUUGCUCAUUUGUUGGACAUGUUGUCUACUUUUAAUAGUGGAGUGGGUGAAGAUCACAGGAUUUGGCAGGAUUUCUCAAUGUCAGAAUGUUACAAGUCUUUGGAGGAUGAUGGUUUGUUGGUUUUUCCACACAAGAGUCUGUGGGAUCCAAAAAUUCCAUAA
This is a messenger RNA of Papaver somniferum (opium poppy), 561 nucleotides long. RefSeq lists its product as uncharacterized. The transcript has a single exon. Bases 1 to 561 code for a protein of 186 amino acids. NCBI's taxonomy places the organism in Eukaryota, Viridiplantae, Streptophyta, Magnoliopsida, Ranunculales, Papaveraceae. The record is from RefSeq and is a predicted model, not a curated record.